CACUAUUCAAACAGUCCAAAGGUUCGCUACAGAUCAGCUGUGGCAAGAUAAAAUUUACAUUUAUAUAACCUCUGUCAACAAGAAACACGGAACAACGGAGCGGUUGGUAAAACUACAUCUUAACUCUUGCCGAGGAUGCCAUCCCGGAGGACCCAUCCCCUUGCCGUUACCGGAGUGUUGGCGGUGUUGUUGGCGGUGGUCUGUUCGCCCCUGCCCCGAGGGACUGCGGUAGCUGUUGCGGCGAGAUCAAACCGAGCCGUUGAUCCGCUAGUGAACGUUGCAAGAGGCAAACCUGUCAGAGCGAACGUGACCUGCGGCAGCCCUACCGAGGAUUUCUUCCCACACAGCGACUUACUCAAACCGCCGCCAGACAGAAACUUACAGAUCUGUGACGCAAGCAAUCCUGCUCUGGCCCACAAUGCCUCACUGAUGACUGAUGGCAACAGCUCCACCUGGUGGCAGAGCACAUCACUGCAGAAGCUGAAGCUGUCCGGAAACGGCGUUGGAGAUCGAGCAGAGGUCUUUAUAACUCUGGAUCUGGGAGAGACGUACUACCCUGAGACCAUCACCAUCCACAUGGGCGAUACCAUCCGGCCGGGACGGCUGGCCAUCAUGAGGUCAGCUGACGGACUGAACUUUGACCCCUGGCUGUACCUGGUAACCAAUGGCAACAGGGACUGUCGCAUGUUUGGGGUUGCUAAGCAACGAGAUCCGGACAGCCCGGAGUCUGUAGUGUGCAGGCAGUACGCACAGCUGGAGCCGCAGCUGUAUAAUGAACGGAUCACUGUGUCCCUGUCGGAGGUUCCCCCCAGUUUCAGUGAUGAGGCCCUGCUGCGCUGGCGGGCUGUACGGCACCUGCAGCUGCGCUUCUACGACAUGGACCUGGUGAUGGGGAGAUCUGCCGACCAGUUCGACCACUAUGCAGUAUCGGAGAUCUCUGUUAUGGUCCGUUGCGAAUGUAACGGAUUUGGUAAAGGUUGUGAAAUCAGCGCAGACUCCGGCCAGUAUGAGUGCAUCUGCAGCGGAAACACCCAGGGUCCAUUCUGUAAGGAGUGCCAGACCCUGUAUAACCAGCUCCCCUACCAGCCUGGGCAGCCCUGCCAAGGUCAACGAGUUUACCUGACGACCAUCGGCAGCUGGUCCUUUUAUAAGGUUCAGGCUUCCGGACCGAUGACCAGUGCCAACGUCAAGUUCACGUGUGAGGCGGCGGGGAUGAGGUAUCCCUGCUUUGCCUCGGGUCGGUGCACCGGUGGCUGGACCCCGGACUGCAUCAAGUAUGACGACGCCUUCAUCAGCUGUGAAACGCACUGGGUCCUCUCUUUUUACCUGUGUGGACAUGAUAACCCUUAUAGAUGUGAGCCCCUUGAUGACACCUUUGUGUACAUGGAUGACUGGUGGAGUGAUGGCAGCGCCUGUGGGAUGAAAUACAACACGGACAAAUGGUGGUGCGUGACUGGAGCAGACGUUAACAACUUGUACGCCCUGUGUGCAGACCUUAAUGAGUGCGAGCCCUCCCCAUGUGUCCAUGGAACCUGUACCGAUGAUAUCGGGGGCUACACCUGCACAUGUGAGAACGGCUGGGAAGGGACCAACUGUGAUCUAACAUCCUUUAGCGGAGAAUGCUACCAGUUCUCUUCCACCGCUCUAACACACCAGGACGCUACUCAGGCCUGCGGCGCCAAGAAUGGUCACUUGGUGGAUCUGACAGACGAGCAGCAGCAAAGUUUCCUCGCUGACAUGCUGGCGGCGUCCAGUGGAGCUUCUAUCUGGCUGGCCAUCAAAUCAGCACCAACAGCCUUUUUGUACAGUAAUGGCUCUCCCUUUUCAGGUCAAAUCCAGUGGUCGUCAAGUGAACCCGCCGCGCCCUGCGACCUGUGUGUUCUCCUGGACAGCAGCGACAACUUCCUGGCCAGGACAGCACCGUGCACGGAACAGCACAACUACGUCUGUCAGUCUCACAUGAAGCCUUGUGGACAAAACGUCUGCCAGAACGGAGGAAUCUGCACCUCCUGCUUCAACGACACUGCUGCCUUUUGCGACUGUCCUGCUGGGUUUGACGGGAUGACUUGUGAGAUCGACAUUGACGAUUGUGCCUCCAAUCCGUGCCAAAAUGGCGGAAGUUGUCAUGACGACAUCAACUCCUACAGCUGCAGCUGUCCUACAGGAUUCCACGGAGAUCCCUGGAAAUCGAGUGAUGCCUUUCUUUAA
Branchiostoma floridae (Florida lancelet) is the source of this 2208-nucleotide messenger RNA. Its product is annotated as fibropellin-1-like. The transcript is spliced from 13 exons. Gene Ontology annotation, biological process: axon guidance. Gene Ontology annotation, cellular component: basement membrane. Bases 136 to 2208 code for a protein of 690 amino acids. The record is from RefSeq and is a predicted model, not a curated record. NCBI's taxonomy places the organism in Eukaryota, Metazoa, Chordata, Leptocardii, Amphioxiformes, Branchiostomatidae. Gene Ontology annotation, molecular function: calcium ion binding; extracellular matrix structural constituent.